AUGUUCCCCCCUCAGGUCAAGGCAGUCAGCUUCCCGCAUCCCCAGACAGUUCUGUCCGCCUCGCGAGAUGGCAGUGUUCGAGUUUGGCGUCAAACCUCUGGCCCUCCCCCGACCUUUGAAGCUUCCGUCUUAAGUCAAACCUCGGAAUUCGUCAACUCCGUGACAUAUCUCCCGCCUUCCGAACCAUACCCGGAUGGUCUAGUCGCCUCUGGCGGCAAAGACACCAUCGUCGAAGUCAAGCAGCCCCAGGCUGCCCCGAGCGAUAAUGCCGAGCGUCUGUUGAUCGGCCACUCCCAGAACGUCUGCAGCCUCGACGUCUCGCCCAAGGGCAGCUAUAUCGUGUCUGGCGGGUGGGAUGCUCAGGCCAUUGUCUGGAACAUCAAGACGUGGGAGCCCGAAAUCCGCCUCAGCGGUCAUGACAAGAGCGUCUGGGCAGUGCUUGCGUUGGACGACGAGACGGUUCUUACGGGUUGUGCCGACACAAAUAUUCGCAUCUACAAGCUAGCCUCUGCCGUCGCCGGUGACGCGGAGCCCCAGUCCACCAUCUAUACCCCCGAGGUUGUCCGCGCUCUCGCCAAGGUUCCCAAGGGCCACCCAAGUGGAGCUGAUAUCGCCAGCGCCAGCAACGACGGCAUCAUCCGCCUAUGGAAGUUGAACGGACAGCAAGUUGGCGAGCUGAUCGGCCACGAGAACUUCAUCUACUCUCUGACAAGCUUGCCGUCGGGCGAGUUGGUCAGCUCCGGAGAAGACCGCACGGUGCGGAUAUGGAAGGGGAAUGAGUGUGUCCAGACCAUCACACACCCCGCCAUCUCGGUGUGGUCAGUAGCGGCGAACCAGGAGACGGGGGACAUUGUGACGGGUGCCAGUGACGGCGUUGCGCGCGUCUUUACACGCAGCUCCGAGCGAGCGGCGAGCGGCGAGGCCAUUUCCGCCUUCGAGGAGUCAGUCAAGGCCUCAGCCAUCCCACAGCAGCAAUUACCCGACAUCAACAAGGAGAAGCUGCCUGGUCCCGAAUUUCUCCAGUCUCGGUCGGGAACCAAGGAGGGCCAGGUGCAGAUGAUCAAUGAGGGCAACGGCCUCAUCACCGCCCACCAAUGGUCGCAGAGUCAGCAGCAGUGGAUCAACAUUGGCACUGUUGUCGACUCAGCCGGCAGCAGUGGGAAGAAGACGGAGUAUCAAGGCAAGUCCUACGACUUUGUCUUCGACGUUGAUAUCGAAGACGGCAAGCCACCUCUGAAGCUGCCGUACAACCUGUCGCAGAACCCCUACGACGCCGCGACCAAGUUCCUAAACGACAAUGAGCUGCCCCUGAGUUACCUGGAUAACGUGGCAGGCUUCAUCACCCAGAAUACCCAAGGAGCUACUCUUGGGCAGCCUGCAUCAUCAGGACCUGACCCUUACGGCUCGGAGUCGAGAUACCGCCCCUGUGAAGCCGAGCCCGCAGCCCGGAAGCUGUUGCCUCACACCGAGUACCUAUUCAUCACGGCGGGCAAGUACGAUGCGAUGGUCAACAAGAUCCUCGCCGUCAACGCGAACAUGAUCUCCUCGGGUCGCAAAGAUGCCGCUUUAAACCCCGCUGAGCAAAGCACCCUCAAGGCUGUCAAGCAGGCCAUCGAAUCUUCCAAGCCUGUCAGCCAAGAGGGCAUUGACCUGGCAGUCAAGAUUGUCUCGCACUGGCCUUACUCGGACCGUCUCGCCGGUCUAGAUCUCCUGCGAUGCGUCGCCCAGGCACCGCUCGCCGCCGACGUUGCGGCCCCCGGUGCGUCAUUCCUCAAGAUUGCGGCCAUCAGCGCUUUGGGAGAGACGGACGGCGCCGCACCGAACGAGAACUCCGCCAUGAUGGCACUGCGCACAUUUGCCAACAUCUUCGGCUCGUCCAAGGGUCGAGCGCUGGCGGCCAAGGAGGCCGACCUCGUGGCGACGACCAUCGAGCGGGUACUCGGCAUCUCUGGCGGCGCACCGAUCGGACAGUUCAACCGCAACGUGCUCAUUGCCGUAGCCACCACUCUCAUCAACUACGCCGUGCUCGCCUCCCAGGAGAAGACGGCACCAGAGUCGAAGCGUUUCAUCGCGGCCCUCGGCAAGAUCCUCUCCGCGCAGACCGACCCCGAGGUUCUCUACCGGGCGCUUUUCGCGUUGGGGACGUACGCCUCCAGCAACCGGGCUGAGGUGAAGUCGCAAGGAGGCGAGGGCUGGAUCAAGACUGCAAUCGACAAGGUGUCGGAGGCGCGGGUGAAGCACGUGGGCCAAGAGGCUCUCGAGCAACUGGGGUGA
Messenger RNA from Colletotrichum navitas, 2274 nucleotides. Its product is annotated as WD40-repeat-containing domain protein. Gene Ontology annotation, molecular function: ubiquitin binding. Lineage: Eukaryota; Fungi; Ascomycota; Sordariomycetes; Glomerellales; Glomerellaceae. The transcript is spliced from 2 exons. The record is from RefSeq and is a predicted model, not a curated record. Bases 1 to 2274 code for a protein of 757 amino acids. Gene Ontology annotation, cellular component: cytoplasm; nucleus. Gene Ontology annotation, biological process: ubiquitin recycling; proteasome-mediated ubiquitin-dependent protein catabolic process.